This is a messenger RNA of Atta colombica, 1472 nucleotides long. RefSeq lists its product as uncharacterized. The transcript has 5 exons. Gene Ontology annotation, biological process: neuropeptide signaling pathway; regulation of hormone secretion. Lineage: Eukaryota; Metazoa; Arthropoda; Insecta; Hymenoptera; Formicidae. Gene Ontology annotation, molecular function: enzyme regulator activity. Gene Ontology annotation, cellular component: secretory granule. The record is from RefSeq and is a predicted model, not a curated record. The coding region runs from base 218 to 982 and encodes 254 amino acids.
GGAUCAUAAAGGGUGAAAUAAUGGAAAAAGGUAAAUCAAUACUCUGGUACUCGCUGAGACCGCGAACGGCGCUCGUCGCGACCGUCAAUGACGACGAUGAGGAGAGGAAAAGCGUGUGUGCAGUGAAAAACUGCAGGUGUGCGAUACCUCUUCUCCAGAAUCUUCUCUUCGGUCUGUAUCGUCGAUUUUCUCCGUAACGUACCGUUUGUCGCUGAUUAUGAUGCACGCAUUGAUUAUUAUGCUCUACUGCAUUCUGCUCCUUUUGAUUGCUGUUGCUGCACGGUCGAAUAUUUACUUGCCUUUAAUGAAGGAUGUCAAAAGAGAAUGUAAUCCACUAUUUGGAUGUAUCCAGGAGGAGGAUUUAUGGACCGACAAUUUUUUGCAAGAAUUGAUCGAUCAAGUGGGAAAUGAAUUUGUGAGUGCGCCCGAUUCGUACUUGGAAUAUCAGGAGGAGAAAGCCAAGGAAUUGCCGAUGGAAUUGCCGGCCGAUUACGAUAACAUGGACACUUUGAACCCAAAUCCAAGUAUACGAGAUCAGGAGUAUUUACAACACAGUACGCUCUGGAGUCACCAACGGUUCGACAAUAAUAAAAAUAAUAACGACAAGGGUUAUAAUAGACAUAGAAUUCAAUUUAGUCUGAAAGAACUCAAGGACGAAAAGGCGGAAAAUCCUUUACCGGCUUACUGUACUCCUCCGAAUCCUUGUCCAGUUGGAUACACGAGUGAAAAUAAUUGCCUCACCAAUUUCGAAAACACGGCAGCAUUUAGUCGCGAUUAUCAAAGCGCUCAGGACUGUAUGUGCGACACAGAACAUAUGUUAGAAUGCUCCAACGAUUCUGGAAACAGUAACAGUUUAUCAAAUAUGCAUAUUUCAAAUUCUGAUCUCAAUCAAAUUAUCGAACAGUUUCAGGAAGAAAAUCCAUUCUUUCAAGGAGAAAAAUUGCCCAUAGCUGCAAAGAAAGGUAUACACGUGAUCGAUUAAAGACUGCAAAAACGAAAGAAAAUUGGAACAUGAACAUAAGAGUAUAUAAUACAACUUUAUUGAUUAAAGUUUAAAUCAAUCGAGAAAAGGACGUUAGAUUCAGAUACUAUUAGAUGUAUAACUAGGCUCCGCCUAAUAAUAAUAAUAAUAAUAAUAAUAAUAAUAAUAAUAAUAAUAAUAACAACAACAACAACAAUACAAAUAGAACACACGCAUUUACGCAGCGUUAAAGCGUCAAGUAUUGAGAAACGUUGUAACAUUUCCAAAUCUGAUGAUGCACGGAUAAAGUUCUUAAAUGGACCAGGGCUGUUCAUCAGCGGGUUAUUAAAGUAUCUUUUUUUCAUAGCUCUCGCCAAAUACAUAUAAUUAUAUACAUGCACGUUCUAAUAUUAUAAGAUGUCUAUAACAGUUGAGAUUAUUUAGUUUAUAAAAUGUUUGAACAUAUUAAUAUUCUUUCAAUUUACAAAAAUGUAUAUGAAUUUUAUAAGAU